Messenger RNA from Antrostomus carolinensis (chuck-will's-widow), 657 nucleotides. RefSeq names its product methionine-R-sulfoxide reductase B2, mitochondrial. Gene Ontology annotation, cellular component: cytoplasm. The record is from RefSeq and is a predicted model, not a curated record. NCBI's taxonomy places the organism in Eukaryota, Metazoa, Chordata, Aves, Caprimulgiformes, Caprimulgidae. Gene Ontology annotation, molecular function: peptide-methionine (R)-S-oxide reductase activity. Gene Ontology annotation, biological process: response to oxidative stress; protein repair.
AUGCACUUAGGACAGCAAGAGCACUUUUGCAUGCAUACAGACUUGUUCUCCUUAAAAACAACCAGUAGCAGCUGCAAGCAAAUGCCUCGACAGGAUUUUGUCGUAUUUAAGAUAUUUAUGGCUGCAGUGAUCAUUCAAUUUUUAAACCAAUCUCUUUGCCUCUCAGUAAGAAUUAAAAUGAUGUUAAAAAUAAUACAAAUGAUCUUUCUAUAUCUAAUUGAAGACACAGGCUCUCUGAGUAAACAAGCUGAAGCAACAGUUGCUACAGUAGAAAAAAAAUGUACUCCAGAGCAAUUCUGUCUUAGAAGUGAAAAAGGAACUGAACCACCAUUUAGUGGAAUGUAUCUGAACAACACAGAAUUGGGAAUAUACUGCUCUGUGUGCUGCAAUGUCCCACUGUUCAGCUCUGAAAAGAAGUACAAUUCUGGGAUUGGAUGGCCAUUGUUUUCUGAGGCUUAUGGCACUUGUGGCAGAGAUGAAAAUAACACAUUCAUGAGAUGAACAUAUAACUUAUUAGGAUCAACUAGAACUGAAGUUGUCUGCAAACAGUGUGAUGCCCAUAUAGGCCUUGUGUUUGAUAAUGGUCCCACACCUUCUGGGCAGAGGUUCUGUAUCAACAGUGUUUCAUUAAACUUCAAACCAGGCUCUGAUCAGUGA